Penicillium alfredii is the source of this 237-nucleotide messenger RNA. RefSeq lists its product as uncharacterized. Lineage: Eukaryota; Fungi; Ascomycota; Eurotiomycetes; Eurotiales; Aspergillaceae. The record is from RefSeq and is a predicted model, not a curated record. The coding region runs from base 1 to 237 and encodes 78 amino acids. The transcript is spliced from 2 exons.
AUGAGGGCAGAAGCAGAAGAGGGUGGGGAAGAUGGCGUUGGGGUUGCACUGGGCAACCAAAACUUUGCCGGCUCUCGGCAGUUGGUUUCCAUGGGACUUGGGAGAUUCUGGGAUCUCGUGGCGUACAGACAUGAGCGCCGCGAUGAUGACAUUGGCAACCGGGCCAAGACGAGUCGAGGAUCAGUAGCCUACUGGAGCUCGUGGACUACGCUUCACUGGGAACAAGCUAUUCCAUAG